AUCUGUCCAUAUAAAUACUUCUCCAUGUACCUCUUAUUCUCAUAACAUUUCUACAAACAAAACCCAAAGUUUCAGAAAAGUAAAAGCUUUUAUAUAAAAUAAUGGCAAUAAAGAGGUCGUCUCAAGCAGCAUCUAUUAAGCAGAUCUUAAAGAGAUGCUCGAGUCUAGGGAAGAAGAAGAACGUCAACGGUUGCUACUAUAAUCAAGAAGAUGAUGGUCUUCCACAAGACGUGCCAAAAGGUCAUUUUCCGGUUUACGUUGGACCAAACCGAAGUCGGUACAUCGUUCCCAUCUCGUGGCUCGAACACUCCGAGUUCCAAACGUUGCUCCGACUAGCCGAGGAAGAGUUUGGUUUUGACCAUAAUAUGGGUCUAAUGUUACCUUGUGAUGAAGUUUUCUUCAGGUCUCUAAUCUCCAUGUUCAGAUAAAAUUUUCAUCCGAAGAAAGAUGACUUAUAGCUUACGAGAUGCAUGAUUGAUUAUUUUUUUUGAGAUGGACAGAAGAAGAAAUCUCUUUAUUAGGAAGAAACCGAAAUUUGAAGUGGAGAGUAAAUCCAAAAACAAGAGACAAAGAAGUCAUCUGAUAAGACUGGUCGAGAUGGCUAACAAGCUUUGUGUUAGGCAUCAACCCGAUCGAUCGGUUUUUUUUUUCUUUUCUUAAAAUUAAAAGUUGUAGUUUUUUUUUAAAUAAUAUUUUGUAAUAGUUGGGGUGGAGUAGGACUCGGGAAACUUUUCCCUCAAGUCAACGUGAAAAGUUGACCGGUGAUCUUGAGAGGAGUAGCUACUUAACUUCUAUAAAUUAGUUAUGAUCAAUUGAAAAAAGUUUAUAUGUUCUUUAUUUGAUCCCCAAAUGUAUAUGAA
This is a messenger RNA of Eutrema salsugineum, 860 nucleotides long. Its product is annotated as auxin-responsive protein SAUR50. The record is from RefSeq and is a predicted model, not a curated record. Bases 102 to 428 code for a protein of 108 amino acids. The transcript has a single exon. Gene Ontology annotation, biological process: response to auxin. Lineage: Eukaryota; Viridiplantae; Streptophyta; Magnoliopsida; Brassicales; Brassicaceae.